AUGUCGGCCAAACGGCGGGACAAGUCGGAGAAACCACAUGAAACUGACAAUCGACCCGAAUCUUCCUCUGUCGCCCAAAGCUCGUCUUCCAGGAAGAAUCAAGUGUACCACACAGUCAACUUUGGCCUCGAUGCAUUGGGAAAUAUAUCCGAGGGUUCAGAUGUACUUGCUCCUCUCAAAGCAGCAUGUCGAGCGACGAAAUCUGUCCUUGAUAUCAUGCAGGCUAUCGAGAGCAACCAGGAAGAAUGGACGAACCUAACACAGCGUCUGAAGGGAUACAUGAGCGGACUCGAAAAGCAAACCACCUUGUUCAAGGCAUAUGCCGCAAACGAUAGGGCUUUCGACGAGGCACUGAGACAGCCACUGAUGGACUAUUUCAAAGCUCUCGAAGAUAUCCAUGAUACGGUGGUCGAAGUGAGGGAGAAACGAAGUCGCAGCAAACUUGGGUUCUUGAAAUCUAUGAGCAAAGUGAAGAUCGAUGCUGGAGAGAUUCGUGAACUGAACAGAGAUAUCGAGGACAGACAUCGGCAGUUCAUGGAAGCGUUGGGUAUUUUUACUGCACUGCGUGCUCAAGGCAUUCAACAAAAGAUCGAGACUGCAACUAUUCUUCAGUUACCGACAGUCGCAUUCGCUGCGUCCUCGGUUCAUACGACCUGUCUGAAAGGAACGCGUGAGAAAGUCCUUCAGAUAAUCUGGCGCUGGGCCAGUGAGGUGCCGUCGGAGAAGCCGAUAUUUUGGCUGUGUGAUAUAGCCGGGUCCGGCAAGUCUACAGUCGCAAUGUCCGCAGUCGAAUCAUGGCGGAACGAAGGAGUGUUAGGGGGUCGAUUCUUCUUCUCCAUGGCAAACAACGACGCAUCGACCACGGACAAGUUCUGUUCGACCAUCGCAAGAGACCUUGUCCAUUAUUUCCCUGAUCUCAGACCCCACAUUGCCAAAGCUGUGGAACAGAACCCUUCUUUCAUGCGAAGUUCUGUGGAUGAGCAACUUCGGACACUCAUCACGAAUCCACUCCUCCAGUCAGAUAAGCGCGUGAUCCUCGUCAUCGACGCUAUCGACGAAUGCAAAUCUGGAUCACAGCGAAGGGAACUUCUCGAGGCGCUUGCUACCGCUGCUCGAGAGUGCGCGAACCUCAAAAUCUUUCUCACCAGUCGGCCAGGUCCCGUCAUCGAGGCGGUCUUGCAGGGACUUUUGAUCAAGGAAAAGUUGGAAAAUCGGCUUCACGAUGUGAAACACCCGGAUAUCACAAACGAUAUCGCGGUGUAUGUGCAUCAUUCAUUGCAUGAAGUCCUACCGCAGGACAAGAGACCGCGUCUGGCCGAAAAGGCCAACGGAUUGUUCAUCUGGGCGAGCACCGCAUGUCGAAUGCUCACGAGUGAAACCAGAUUGAGUUCAGCCGAGGACGUAUAUGACCGUUUGAUCUCUCUGGACCAGCCAGGAGUGAUCGACGACCUAUACAAUCUUGUCUUCGAGCGGACAGACCCCGAGUACUACGCGGUCAUGUGUUCAAUGCUGGCGCUGCUGCACGGUGCAUUUGAACCGCUGACGGUGGACGAUCUGGACGAUCUAGUAAAACAUGCAAAAGUACGGGGAAGUGCCAGGGCCCUGGUACAGAAUCUAGGAAGCGUACUCAGUGUGGAUUCAAAGACGGAUCUGAUCCAAUUCCGUCACCCAACGCUGGUCGAGUACCUUCGACGGUGCUCGAUCCCCCGAGGUGGCGAUAACCGAAAUAAACUACAUAUCGAUAUCGGCAAUGCUCACGGUCAAACAGCAUCGUGGUGUUUGAAGCGGUUCAAGUUGCCGAUUGGAGGACUCAAGUUCAACAUAUGUGAAAUCGAAUCCUCUUUCUUCCUAAACAGGCAGAUUCCGGAUCUAGAAGAGAGAAUUUCAAAGUUCAUUCCAAGGCGGCUUCGAUAUGCUGGUUUGCAUUGGUUAUUUCAUUUGGCGGAAACGGAUGACGGGUGGCGAACUAGGCUAAAGGACGGAAUUGAACACGUGAUCAAAAGCCCAUAUGUCCUAUACUGGAUGGAGGUUCUGAGUUUCACGGGAGGGGUACCAAGGGCGAUAGCGGGACUUCGAGCUGUUGCGCGCCAUAGAAGAAUUGAAGAGGAGACUAGGACGAUGAUGACGGAGGUUCGACGGUUUCUAAUGGCAUUUUCGGUGCCGAUUCAAGACAGUGCUCCGCACAUCUACAUCUCAGCACUAGCAUUCAGUCCGAGGCAGUCAAUACUACAUAACGAACGGCUGAAGUGGCAUGCAAAUACACUCAGUGUGACGCAAGGUUUCGAAGAGAGAUAUCCCCAACUUCCCAGGACUCUCCGAGGCCAUGAAUGGUGGAUAUACGCCGUUCAAUUCUCACCAGACGGAUCAAAAAUUGUCUCUUGCUCGGGAGACAAGACAAUUCGAUUGUGGGAGGCGGAAACGGGUCAGCCACUGGGAGAGCCGCUCCGUGGUCACACAUCGGAGGUAUUUUCUAUCUCAUUCUCUCCAGAUGGUUCACGAAUCGUCUCUGGUUCGAACGACAAGACGAUUCGACUCUGGGAGCCGGACACCGGCCGGCCGUUGGGAGAGCCUCUAUGUGGUCAUGAAGACGGUGUUUUGGCUGUCUUAUUCUCGCCAGACGGAUCAAAAAUUGUCUCUUCCUCGUAUGAUAACACCGUUCGGGUGUGGGACGCAGAUACUGGUCAGGCGUUGGGAGAGCCACUCCGAGGUCAUGAGGGCUGGGUCUCCACCAUCGCAUUCUCGCCAAAUAGUUCACGAAUUGCCUCUGGCUCACUUGAUCGGACAGUUCGACUGUGGGACGCUGAUACCGGUCAACUGGUGGGAGAGCCACUGCGUGGUCAUGAAGGCCGAGUCUCAGCGGUAGCGUUCUCUCCAGAUGGCUCAAGAGUUGUCUCUGGGUCGUGGGAUCGGACCAUUAGACUGUGGGAGGCAGAUACCGGCCAACAUGCGGGAGAGCCAAUCCGAGGUCACGAAGGUUGGGUCUAUGCCGUGGGAUUCUCUCCAGACGGGUCACGGAUUGUCUCUGGCUCAUCGGACCAGACCGUUCGGCUAUGGGAAGGAGAAACGGGCCAGCCACUGGGAAAACCACUUCGCGGCCAUCAAUCCGGUGUCAGCGCGGUGGCAUUUUCGCCAGAUGGCUCUCAAAUCGUCUCUGGCUCGUACGACAAGACGAUUCGACUAUGGAACGCAGCCACUGGUGAACCGUUGGGAGAGUCACUCCAAGAUCAUGAAAACUCAGUGACGGCCAUCGCAUUCUCCCCGGACGGCUUGCAAAUUGUUUCUGGAUCAGAAGAAAAGACGCUUCAACUAUGGGACGCAGAGACUGGUCAGCCAUUAGGAGAGCCAUUCCGAGGCCAUGAAGACUCCGUCAGGGCUGUUGCGUUCUCGCCUGAUGGCUCGCGAAUCGUCUCUGGCUCGAGCGACGGCACAAUUCGACUAUGGAGAGCAAGCACUGGUCAACUGUUGGGAGAGGCACUCCGAGGUCAUGAAGGCUGGAUCUAUAGUGUACAUUUCUCAUCGGACGGGUCAAAAAUUAUCUCUUGCUCGCGCGACAAUACCGUUCGACUGUGGGACGGUGAGACUGGUGAGCCGCUGGGAGAGCCACUCCGAGGUCCUGAUGAAAAAGUGAUUGCGAUAGCGGUCUCGCCAGAUGGCUCCCGAAUUGUCUCUGGCUCGCGAGCCGUUGAUGGUCCCGAGAGCCUCGCUGAAACGACGAUUCGAUUGUGGGAGGCACAUACCGGUCAGUCUUUGGGAGAGCCGCUACAAGGUCAUGGAGCUCUAGUAGUCGCUGUCGCAUUUUCGCCAGAGGGAUCACGGGUUGCUUCUGGCUCGUGUGAUUUUACAAUUCGGCUGUGGGACGCUGACACUGGUCGGCCAUUCGGAGAGCCACUCCGAGGACACAGCGGACCUAUCAACACUUUCAAGUUCUCGCCUGACGGCUCACGGAUUGUCUCUAGCUCGCUUGACGGGACGAUUCGAUUCUGGGACACAAAUACUGGUCGUCCACUAGGAAGCCCACUUCUCGGUCACAAAUCCAUGAUCAACGCGGUGGCAUUCUCUCCAGAUGGCUCGCGAAUCGUCUCCGGCUCUUCCGACAAAACAAUUAGGGUAUGGAACGCGGAAACUGAUGCGAUCUCAAAGAGCUCCAAUAGAAAUGAAGAAGCGCAUUCAGGCUCGAGCAGCCCAACAGAUGAUUCAAAAGGAACCCUUGUACCCGGAUUCGAUCGGUGCUCGCUUUCGCAGGAUGGCUGGGUCCAAUCUUCCAGUAAAUAUCUUUUUUGGGUUCCACCAGACAAUCGACAUGGGCUGCAACAUCCACGUUCUCUUCUGACUAUACCGACAAAGGGUCGGCUUCGUGCGACCAAAAUUGAUUUUAGCCGUUUUCACUGUGGACCCUCCUGGACAAACGUUCGAACAGACAUUGAUCAAUGA
Serendipita indica DSM 11827 is the source of this 4431-nucleotide messenger RNA. The record is from the annotation of a GenBank genome assembly. NCBI's taxonomy places the organism in Eukaryota, Fungi, Basidiomycota, Agaricomycetes, Sebacinales, Serendipitaceae.